UUAAAGAUGGCGGCCACCACAGUAGGAAACGAUCUUAUAGACAAUGACCUUCCUACUGCAGUGCGUCUACUAAACAGCCUCACCGAACAGGUGGCAUCUGUUACUAGUCAUGUCCGGGAGCUGUUAACAAAAGUCCGAGAGAAAGAGUUUGAAACAGCGAAGGGUUUGUCUUUUCUGGACUUGAGAUAUCAUCUUUUACUGUUUUACCUGCAAGAUGUAACUCAUUUGAUCAGUUUAAAAACAGAGGGAGAAAGUCUAAAGGACAAUAGCCCUAUUCACAGGCUGGUCACCAUUAGGACGGUACUGGAAAAGAUGCGUCCUUUGGAUCAAAAGCUGAAGUAUCAGAUUGAUAAAUUAGUGCGGACAGCUGUGACAGGCAGCCUCUCUGAGAAUGACCCUCUACACCUCCGUCCUAAUCCCCAGAAUAUGCUCAGCAAGCUCAGUGAAUCUGAGGAAUCAUUUGAUGAGGAUGGAGAAGGAAAAACAAAGGAUUCUGGGAAAAAUGAACCUGCAGCGAAGAAAUAUGUUCCUCCUCGAAUUGCUCCAAUGCAUUAUGAUGGGGAUAUGACAGAAGCAGACCGGCAAAAGGAUCUGGUAGAUAAACGGAAGAAAGCAGCACUCCGCAGUUCUGUCAUCCAGGAGCUCCGGCAGCAAUACAGUGACGCUCCUGAAGAGAUCAGAGACCGCAGAGACUUCCAGACAGACCGGGAGCUUAAGGAAGAUCAAUACAGGAAAAACUAUGAGGAGUCCAUGAUGAUCCGUCUGAAUAUGACACGUGAGCAGAAGCAAAGGAAGAGGAGGUUGAUGGGAAUGUCAUCACAGCUGAAUAAUAUUGCACAAUUUGGUGACAUCACAGCUCUGACAGGUGGAGAAGCACAGGAUAUUGAUCGUCCUAAAUCCAAGAAAAAGAAAAUGAGUAAGAAAGCUAAAAAGAAAGUUUUCAGGAAACACAAGUAGAAUACUGGAUAUCAAGGAACAAAAUCUCAGAUGAAGAAAAUGAUUUGUAACUUCAACCUUCAAAUAAAUUUGAGAUCUUUA
Molecule: messenger RNA, 1038 nt
Organism: Triplophysa dalaica
Lineage: Eukaryota; Metazoa; Chordata; Actinopteri; Cypriniformes; Nemacheilidae
Gene: ngdn
Product: neuroguidin, EIF4E binding protein
Exons: 11
Coding region: 7-957 (316 amino acids)
Biological process (GO): maturation of SSU-rRNA from tricistronic rRNA transcript (SSU-rRNA, 5.8S rRNA, LSU-rRNA)
Cellular component (GO): nucleolus; small-subunit processome
Source: RefSeq, a predicted model, not a curated record